GUUCACCGGCAGCGGAGCGACGCGCGUCUCGGGAGAACUCUGGAGGACUGACUGGGGGACGGAGUCUGGAUCGGGAUCUCGAGCCUCCUUCGGCCCGGCAUGGACGCGCUCCUGGACACCUGCGGACCGCGCAGCGUCACGUGGCUGCUGCUCCUGCAGCUGUGUGUGGUGAAGGCAGCAGCCGACUGUCCCAAACCUCAGGGGGGGGUCAACAUCGUCCUGACCAACAACGCGCUCCUCAUGAAUGCUUUUCCAGAGGGUGUGGAUGUGACUUUAGAGUGUGCUAACGGGUAUGUUGUCGAAAGUGGCACUGGGAGCAUGAGCUGCGUUGAUAACAAAUGGACCGAACCAGAUCUCACCUGCAAAAAGAAGGACUGCGGGCCCCCGAGAGCCCAGCCCCAUAUGAGCUUUAACAUCAGCGCCGGCACCCUGUUCGGGGCUUUGGUGAAAGUGGUCUGUGAUGAAGGAUUCCAGGUCGCCGGCUCCAGCUACAAGCAGUGCUACGCGUUCGGGUGGAGUGGAAGAGCCAAGUGUGGAUUCGUGACGUGUGAUAAACCCGCCGACGUGACCAAUGGCAGAAGCUCGUGGGAGUUUCAAGCCAAACCGACGUAUGGAGAGAUCAUCCGGUACGUGUGUAACCACGGAUACGCGCUGGUUGGGAAACACAGCGUCGUGUGCAGCGCGACGGGCGAAUACGACUCUCCACCUCCCACCUGCGAAGAUAAAUUCAAUAGCUUUCUUAUAAUAACAGAAACGGCAGCACCACGAAGAUCUACACCUCCAGCACAAGAAUCGUCCACAUCCACAGAGCCGUCUGCCUCACCCUCAGCUCCCAGAGCGGCGGGUGUCACAACCAGUGCGACACCCACCGUCUCGUCUUCAGUUCGAGGUAGCAGCGCCUUUUCGACUGCGGAGGGUAAAGCCGCGACAACCAGCGAGACGCCGAUGAUGUCAUCGUCUUCACUUCCAGGCAACCUUUUUGGGACUAUAGAUACCAGCAAGGAUAUUGGGUACACGCCUGUUAUCGUCAGUGUGAUAUGCGUCACCUUAGUCGUGUGUUUUGUUGCGCUCUUUUUACACAAGUUUCUUCUGAAGAGAAAAGGUUCAUAUGACACCAGAGAAGACCUGAAGCCGGAGUUAUUACAGUUCCAAAAUCAUUAGAUUUCCUGCCUGACUAUAAGCUCUGCAAAUGGAACGGCGCCUAUCUAUUAAAGAGAAUCUGUGGCCCUGGAGGGACGUCCCAAAUAAGCUGAAGCAGUGCCUCUCCGAGUCGAUGGGGGGGGGGGGGGGGGGGACUCACUUCAAUGUCAUGUAGCACUUCAAAUGGUGCAUGGACAAGUAUCAUAAUUGAAAUCAAACAUCCACUGACGAAAAAAAGCACUUUUUGUAAUGAUUUCUUCUUGCCACGUUCGUUUGAACAGUUGUAAAUACCUGAUGCCACGAUAUACUAUUAAUAUGUGUACACUAUUUAUUGAAUAAACUGGAGUAAACUCCUACGAAGUAUUUCAAAAGAA
This is a messenger RNA of Pseudoliparis swirei, 1514 nucleotides long. RefSeq names its product complement decay-accelerating factor. The record is from RefSeq and is a predicted model, not a curated record. The transcript has 13 exons. Lineage: Eukaryota; Metazoa; Chordata; Actinopteri; Perciformes; Liparidae. The coding region runs from base 100 to 1161 and encodes 353 amino acids.